AUGGAUGUUUUUAACCGACUCAGGGACCGGGCUGGGCAGGCAGGGGAACGGGGCGCCCAAGCCUCGGAUGUUGGUGGUAUCGAUAUGGUCCCGGCCGACGAUAAGAACCUCGAAGGCAACGCAGUGCCCAAAACCACCAGUACAACAGACAUUGCGCAGAAACCGGAUGAAGAAGCCCCGGCUGAAGAUGCACAAGCUGGUGUCCAGGCCAUGGAGGCUACUUCCAUAGUCUGGUCCAGGAGGUCUCUGGCCUGCGCCUUUGUCGGCAUGUGGUUGGUAUACCUGUUGAAUGCCUUCCAAGGCUCGACCAUCGGCAACUUUGCGCCAUAUGUCACGAGCGCCUGGGACUCUCACUCGCUCCUAACUGUCAUUGGCGUCGUCUCAAGCUCCAUGACUGCCGCAGUUUUCAUUCCUUUGGCCAAGGCUCUGGACGUCUGGGGCCGCGCCGAGGGUUAUCUGACCAUGGUCGGCUUCUGCGAGCUUGGUCUCAUCCUCAUGGCCGUCAGUCACAACCUGUCAACCUACUGUGCUGCCAACGUCUUCUACAGCGUUGGUUUCACCGGUCUCAUCUACACCAUCGACGUCGUCACCGCUGAUGCCACCGCACUGAGGACUCGAGCUCUGGCCUACGCCUUCACCUCGUCCCCCUAUAUGAUCUCGGCCUUUGCUGGGUCAUAUGCUUCCGAUCGUAUGCUCGCCGACAUAGGUUGGUCCUGGGGUUACGCCACCUAUGCCUUUAUCACGCCUGUUGUCUGCGCACCCUUGUAUUUCGUGUUGGUCUACAACCUCCGCAAGGCUAAGAAGCAGGGUCUGCUGAAGGAGAGAAAGGCAAGCGGCCGGACCUUGACGGAGAGUAUAUGGUAUUACACCAAAGAAUUCGAUGUUCUCGGUGUGUUCCUGUUCGCCGCCGGCCUGAUCAUUUUCCUCCUCCCUUUCAACAUUGCGUCCAUUGCUCCUGAUGGCUGGGCAACGGGUUACAUUAUUGCCAUGAUUGUGGUUGGAUUCGUCCUCAUAGUGACCUUUGUCCUCAACGAGCUCUUCCUAGCGCCGGUUCCCUUCAUGAAGUUCAACUUUUUAUCCGACCGGACACUCAUGGGCGCAUGUCUUCUGGACUUUGUCUAUCAGAUAUCCUAUUACUGCUGGAACAGCUACUUUACUUCCUUCCUCCAGGUGGUCAAUUACCUCACCGUUGCAGAGGCCGGCUACGUCAACAAUACCUUCAGCGUCGUGUCUGGUUUCCUCCUCUUCUGUGUCGGCUACGGGAUCCGCAAGACGGGAUACUUCAAGUGGCUCUUGUGGAUUGCUGUCCCGCUUUAUAUUUUUGCUCAAGGUCUGAUGAUCUAUUUCCGGAACCCGGACCCAUACGUUGGUUACAUCGUCAUGACCCAGAUCUUUAUCUCUAUUGGCGGUGCCGUCUUUAUCAUAUGCUGUCAGGUCGCUGUUCUGGCUGCUGUCGAUCACCAAUACGUCGCCGCGGCCCUUGCUUUGCUCAACGUCACUGGAACCGUGGGCGACUCGAUUGGUUACACUAUUUCGGGCGCAAUUUGGACAAACGUCUUCGAGAAGGCUCUAGAGAGGUAUCUUCCGGCGUCCGCGCUACCAGACUUGUCCGACAUAUACAACGACUUUGACACCCAACUCAGCUACCCCAAGGGCUCCGCUACCCGUACUGGUAUUCAGAAAGCCUAUGCUUAUGCUCAAACUCGCAUGCUUGCUGCUGGAACUUCCUUUAUGGCUUUGGCCUUUGUUGCAGUAUUCAUGAUAAGGAACCUCAAUGUCGGCAAGAUCAAGCAGACCAAGGGCAACGUGUGGUGA
This is a messenger RNA of Fonsecaea nubica, 1815 nucleotides long. RefSeq lists its product as hypothetical. The transcript is spliced from 3 exons. Lineage: Eukaryota; Fungi; Ascomycota; Eurotiomycetes; Chaetothyriales; Herpotrichiellaceae. The record is from RefSeq and is a predicted model, not a curated record. Gene Ontology annotation, biological process: transmembrane transport. The coding region runs from base 1 to 1815 and encodes 604 amino acids. Gene Ontology annotation, molecular function: transmembrane transporter activity.